Phanerochaete carnosa HHB-10118-sp is the source of this 2136-nucleotide messenger RNA. RefSeq lists its product as uncharacterized. NCBI's taxonomy places the organism in Eukaryota, Fungi, Basidiomycota, Agaricomycetes, Polyporales, Phanerochaetaceae. The record is from RefSeq and is a predicted model, not a curated record. The coding region runs from base 45 to 1256 and encodes 403 amino acids. The transcript is spliced from 2 exons.
CGAUUCAUUUCAGCAGCCUAAUUGCAAAGUGUGGUUCCGAGGAGAUGGUCCCCUUCCCAUCAGAACUGCGCGACCUCAUCAUCGACUGCCUCCGCAACGACACUGCGGCGUUACGCACAUGCGGUCUGACCAGCAAGGCAUGGCUUCCCAGAGUCCGCCACCACCUGUUUCGCUUCGUUGAAGUGCACCCCGGACGUCGCGGAGAUGCAUUCAAAGUUCUCUUGCAGGACAGCCCGGACAUCGGAAGAUACAUCCGAGAAUUAGAGAUCUCUGGUGUGGGAGACGAGACCGUCGUGCCAGAAGUCUCAGGCAGAUGGCCAACUCUUGUCCAGAGAGCUGCACCAGCAACACGCAAAGAACACGUUCACCGUGCCGAUGUCUGGCUGGAGCACAUACUACCCGCGUCGCCCACCGUCCUGUCCAGAGUCAUCUCCCUGCGACUGUUCUCCCUACCAAUCACACCACACUUCGCAGCUCUACUCGGUGCCCAUUUUGGCGAAGUCACCGCUGUCAAUCUGGACGCAUGCCGCUCCGAGACGUUUGGCGAUCUCCUUACCCUGCCUCGUGCGCUCACCAAGGUUGGACACCUCCGCAUGGAUGGCGUUAAAUGGUUCCGUCCGCUCUAUCAUAAGCCGGAAGGGAACAUCGUCCUGCGACCAUGCUCACUGAAGUCUCUUGUCCUCACUGGGAAAAUUGACGCUACCACCGUCAUCAGCUGGCUGGUGGAUCAGGAACGAUACACAUCAUUGACCUCACUGUCGUGUUACUUGUCUAGCGACGCGAGUGCGAUCGCUGUGCAGAAGCUGCUUGAGGCGGCCGGACCGACGCUCCAUCAGCUCACCAUAGGCUUCUCCGAAGUACGAGACCCAUCGGUUGUUCUUAAGAAUGCGGAGCUCAGUUUGCAGCCGUUGACCAGUCUACGGAAGCUGCAUGUGCAAUGCGUCAAUGCUACGCGCUUCUGGGCGAUACCUUCGUUAUCGUGGAUCCUCAUUUUAAUUUCCAAAGCAAAUUCACGGUAUCUCACCGAGCUGACAUUUUCGAUAUCAGCUGCUGAUCUCAAGGAUAAGCUGAACCUUGAGGGCUUAUCUGUUAUCCUCUCUAAUCGACGCUACUCAGCUCUGCGCGAUCUCAUCUUUGAGGUCGAAGGUCAUGGAGAUCAAUGGGACGACAUUCGAGUGCGAUUAAACAUGCGACUAUCCGUACUUGAUACGAAAGGAAUUCAGAUACAUCUAUAUCCGUUCGGAGAGCAUGCUUAGAUCGAUGCUAUGCAUAGUCCUCAUGUACAUACUACUCUCACAGCCUAAAUGUAUCACGUGGACGUUGUUCGUAGCAACAUCUCAGGUUGACCCUCUUUUACGCUUUCUAGUCUCUUCCCUGGUAUCAGCGGUGUCGUCUCCUGAAGCUCCAGUAAAAUCAAUGGUAUCCUCAAACAGUGCAUCGUCGUUCGCUUCUUCAAACGGACCUAGUAUCCCUGAAGCUGCCAUGUCUACCUGCCCUAUUCGCUGGAAUCGCAUACUGCCGAUGUGCAGGGCAUCUAACAAUGCCUGGUUCUGCGCCACCAAAAGAGCAGACGGACUGCGCAUCGGCACAUCUGACGGCCAGCCGACCAGCUCGACGCCAUAGGUGCUCAAAUUGGAGUGGUUCGACCACUUCAUUUCGGCGUUGCGCACACCUGAGGCAGCCCUACCAGCCGAACAUAAGGUAUGCACAUCAUUGGGAUAUACAUAGAGGAGCUGCGUACCUUACAGCACUUCGCACAGCGUGGUACACUUCUGCCUUCACCGCGCUUGCGGGCGACUUCUUCAAGGCCGCACCACCCGCCGGCUGUAUGCUAGGUAUUGGCUGUGCAGCAGACCCCCGUACGGAUGUUGACGGUUGUGGUAAGGCCGCGAGUUCCGUUCUCAGAGUCGUAGCAUUCUGGAAAAACUGUUUGAACGCUCUUGCGCCAGGCUCGCCACACCCGCGAUAUCCUCGCCAGAAUUCUCGGCCGAGGAGUGUUCCACCAAGGAACCCCUGGUCGGACAAAUCUUCAGGGUCGACGGCAAGAUAAAAAGAUUGCAGACCACAGAUAUUCUGUAAAGAUUCGAGCUGAAGAGAGACUGAUUUGAGAAUCUCUGUUCCUGUAAGAAUAGCGAG